AUGAGCCCGAGGAUGCUGGGCGUCCCACCACCACCCACAUUUCUACCACCCCAGAUGUACAUGACCCGCCACGUCCCCGCCCCCUACCCCCACGGGCUUCCGGCACCUCUGCACCCGUUUACUCUUGCAGAGAGACUGGCAGAUAUGAUAUUCGAGGCACGUUACGGUCCACACCGGAAGCAGCGACGUAGCCGCACGGCAUUCACGAACCAACAGCUGGCGGCGCUGGAGAAGACGUUCUCCAAGACUCACUACCCGGAUGUGGUUAUGAGAGAGAGGCUGGCCAUGGUGACCAACCUUCCAGAGGCAAGGAUACAGGUGUGGUUCAAAAACAGGCGAGCCAAGUUCCGUAAAAGGAACAAGCUUCCGGCAACAAACGCCACAGGCGUUUCGUCAACAAGCACCAGCAGUAGCAGUAGUACAAGCGCGUGCCACGAUGACAACGAGGCAACUUGUCCUGACUUUGGGCAAGAUAGGGAAACAGUGGGACGAGAUGAACCGGGGGCGGCGAGUACUGAAAUUACAACAGAGGAUGAGAAUGUUGAUGUAGAUGGACACUCGGAAACCAGCUGCGAGGAAUUAGACAACACACCUUGUAAUCAUGGUAAGGUGGUAUUCUUAUUGAUCGAUUAUUUUAUCCCAAACCACAAAGGGAUUGCCUUUGGCCUUAAAAGUACUCCUGGUUCAGAUAACACGGCUCUUCCUAAGAAAUAG
This is a messenger RNA of Mya arenaria, 714 nucleotides long. RefSeq names its product diencephalon/mesencephalon homeobox protein 1-B-like. The transcript has 3 exons. NCBI's taxonomy places the organism in Eukaryota, Metazoa, Mollusca, Bivalvia, Myida, Myidae. The record is from RefSeq and is a predicted model, not a curated record. Gene Ontology annotation, molecular function: DNA-binding transcription factor activity, RNA polymerase II-specific; RNA polymerase II transcription regulatory region sequence-specific DNA binding. Gene Ontology annotation, biological process: regulation of transcription by RNA polymerase II. Bases 1 to 714 code for a protein of 237 amino acids.